CGCGAUGCUGGAUGAGUUAGCGUUGGCCUGUGUGCCGUUCGCUAUCGCGGCGGAGACGGCGGCCGCGGCUGCGGCUGCAGCCACAGCCGCCGAGUUCGUCCCCGCCGUGUUUUGCUGCUGCUGAGCAUUCUGCAGAUAGCUCGGAUUCAGCAGCGACGUAAAAUUCCGCGGCUGAUUCAUUACAGCCGAAGACGACGCCGAUUGCCCGGCGUGACGUUUCUGCUACUAUUCCACUCUACGUACACGCGUUCCUCGUCGACGCGGCGCACUCGCGGUCGACGCCCAACCAAGCCCACGCGACGUGGACGAGUAACGUGAGAGCGGGAGAAUAGUUUACACGACUCGAGGGAAAAUGGCGAGACCCGUGCGAUCUGAAGGCACCGUUAGCAGCACACUUCCAUCCUGACGCACCGCGACCGGAUGUCAGCGCGUAUCCCCUCAGGACGCGUUUACACGCGAGGCUUCUGGUUGGUCGGUUGUUCUAGGGUCGCGUCGACGAACCAAUCGCGAAAAGAGGCGAGACUAGGCCGAAAGAGAUUACAUGCGAGCGAAGGCCUAAUUGGGACUCUACAUGUCAAUAUUUUUUAUUGUACAUUUUAUGCUCCUAAUAAACUUGAUUAAUAAACAGCUUUACUAUUUUGUGUUUACGUUACAGUGUUUAUCAUUAUAUUUGCGUGAAAUCUUGGGAAUUUUGAAAAUAGGGUGUCGUAGCUUCGCUUUUAAUUUUAAUUCAAUCGAUUUCGUGAAAUAAAAAAAAUGUCGGAUGACGUUAAGAUCUUGCUGAAGGAGGCCCGUGAGUCUUUCAGGCAGAAUGAAUAUCUGGAGACUAUGAAGAAGUGUAAAAAGAUCUUGAAGAAAGAUAAAAACAAUUACACAGCAUUGGUUUUGUUAGCACGUGCCAUGCAGGAAAUAGAGGAAUUCAAACCACAGGUACCCUUGGUUCUUCAAAAAGCUGCUGAGAUACAACCGAAUAAUCCAGUAGCUUGGCAAGGUCUAGUGGCAUAUUAUGACAAAGCACCACAAGAUAAUGACAAUUGGGGAAAGCUAGCUCUAGCUUAUUGCAAACUUUUACAAUUGGAUAGUGAUUCUCCCAAGUUCACAUAUUUCGUCAAUAAAGUCUCAGAAAUUGUUCUGAGAACCAAGGAUGAUGACAUACUAUCCGAAGUAUUAGAUACAUUGAGUAUGUUACGAGAAGUUUCUACCAAAGAGAAGACAAGCCUGAUCGAUAAAACUCUAGCAUGGGUUUUAACAGAAUACCCUAAUAAUAGUUUAACCAAGUAUCAGGAAUUUUACGAAGAUAUAUUAGCAUCUGUAAUAAAAGAUACAGAUAUAGUGAAUAGACAAGAGUAUUAUAGAAAAUAUUUAAAGAUGUUAUAUGAUUCAAAUAAGUUUACAGUUUUAUUAACAGCAGCUCAGGAUAUGCAUAUUCAAUUUCCACAGGAUGCUUAUCCUCUAGAAUGGAUCUGCCGUAUCUAUUAUGAAGAGGCUAUAUUGAAUGAAAAGAAUCUUGACAUUAACAUAACUGAGAUUUAUGAAUCCCUUUUAAAGCUGAAUGCAAAUUCCGAGGCUGCAUUAAUUGCAAAAGCAGUAUAUUUGAAGAGCACAGAUAAAUUAAUAAAUUCUCGCGAGUGUUUAAAUCAAGUAAUCUCAUUAAAUACGCAACUAUUCUAUGCCUGGUUAAUAUUAAGCCAAGUAUAUUAUGAACUAUAUUGCUGGGAACAAACCGAGAAUGCUUCUAAACAAGCAUUACAAUUGAUGAAACCACACUUGAAGGACAAAUUGUAUUAUAAAAUUAAGUUGAGAUUACUUGAAGCAAUGAGUAGAAGUAAUAACAAACAAAAGUUGAUGGAGACACAACAAAUGUGUGAAGAGCUAUUAAAGACUGAAUCUUCUGUGCAAUUGCAAUUGAUAUAUGUAUGGACAAAUACUUUACUUGAUAAGCCUGAUGCUAUUACUGUAUUAACCAAUUUGGAAUCCCAAGAUGAAGUUAAAAUCCAAGCUCUUAUAUUUAAAGCAUUAUACCUGAAGAAGUACAAGCAAUAUGAGGAAGCCAUUAAUACUCUUGAGUUAGCUCUAAGUAAUUCCGAAGCUUGGUUGACAUUUGGUAAGAUAUAUUGGGAUAUGGGCGAUUAUAAUCACAGUCUGAUGGCAUUCUUAAAUGGCGUCCAAGCGGAUCGCAAUAAUUGGGAAUGUAUGGUUUAUUUGGGACAUUAUUAUCGCGAGCACGGGAAUGAUAUCGAACGUUCGAGAAGAUGUUAUCACACUGCGUUGCAAAUCAACCCGAAUUCUGAGGAAGCUGGCAUUGGAUUGAGCACAACUUAUCGACUUCUGAAAAACACUGAUGCCAAUAUACAACUAUUACAAAGGGUAACUAUGCAGCAAGGUACAGGAGCAAAAUGGGCCUGGCUCCAACUGGGCCUACAAUAUUUAGAUCAAGGUGAUGCGGGACAAGCUAUCAAGGCAUUACAGCACGUGAUCAGAGCCGACCCUAACGACAAUCAUAGCUGGGAAUCUCUAGCAGACGCGUACUUAGUGCGUGGUGCACACACAUCGGCGUUGAAAUCUUAUCAACGCGCGCUAGAGCUGAGUCCAGGAGCUUUGUAUCCUAUGAUACAACUUGCGAACAUCAAAUUGCUCAUUGGUCAGCAUAAAGAAGCAAAAGAGGAUUUCGAGAAUAUAUUAGAAAAUGAUAAACAAUCUAUUCUUGCAUUAAAAGGUUUAGCACAAGCGUGUUUGGGACUGGCGAAGGAAAAUAUCACAAAACAAUUUCUAUGUCGUGCGAGAGAAAAUUUACAGCAAGCGGCAGAUAGUCUAACAGAUGCUAUCAUGAUACGUAGUGAUCUAUCUUGUAAUUGGAAAUUGCUUGGUGAUAUCUGUUUUAACACAGUUAGUAUGCCAGAAAAGUAUUGUUACUUAAGAGUCAAGCCUAUUUUAAUGAAAUGCGACAAUACCGAGGAAUAUAUGAGAAUUAGAGGGAAUGAAAUACUCACAUUGUCAAUAAGAUGUUUUUGUCGAGCACUGUCAAUCACUGUCGACCAAAAUUCUGCAUCUUUAUGGCACGAUUUAGCAUGCUGUUAUAUGAUGCAAUUAGACAACGAUUCCACAGUCGACAAGGACGAAGUGGCAUCCAAAUGUCUUGCCGCUGCAAAACACGCUGUCAAACUCUGUCCGCAGUCGUGGUUACAUUGGAACAUUUUAGGCGUUAUUUGCAUGUCGCCAUAUAUAAAGAAUUAUGCUUUGUCUCAGCAUUGUUUCAUUAUGGCGAUCGAUCGAGAAUCAAACAAUGCGAUAGCUUGGAGCAAUCUAGGAACAUUGUACCUGCAUUUAAGAGAUAUCUAUAGAGCGAAUGAAGCAUUUUCUCGAGCGCAACGUGCGGAUCCUAGUUACAUGAAUAGUUGGAUAGGUCAAGGAAUAAUCGCGGAGAAAUCGUUCAGGAAGGAAGCGAUGGAUCUAUUCCGGCAUUCAACGCAACUGGGUUAUCACAACGAAGCGGCUCUAGGCUAUGCUCAUUGGGUACUAACCACCCUCCUGAAUCCUGCAAUGAAGACUGAUCCGUUAUUUGUUUAUGUUAUCGAAAAAAUGCACGCGAUACCAGCAGCGACUGAUGUUCUCACCUGGUAUACAGAACUUGUACCGAAUGAUGUUUACGCUCUAAAUACCCAUGGUUUGUUGUUGGAACGGCUGAAAUUGUAUAACACGGCGAUUAAGCAGUUUGUUAUAGCUUUAAAACUAAGCCAGGGCGAAAUAAAGGACAUGAUAUCCUUAAAUUUGUCACGUGUCCUGAUUCAAAUCGGAAAACAUGAGGAAGCAAUCGAAUUAUGCAGACAAGUAAAAUGUAGUUUCAACUCUCAAUGCCAUCUGGCAUUAUCUUUAUUCAAAGCCAAGCAGUAUGAAGAAUCGUACAAUACGUAUGAAGCAGCUCUACAUUGGCUAGCUGACACUGGAACGGACAAAGCGAAUGUUUUAUGCGCAAUGGCUGCGAUUGCUUACAUUUUCCAAGGAGCGGACGCUGUCAAGACUCUGCUGUUCCAAUGCAUACAAAUAAAGCCGCCUACCAUAGCUGGUUUCUUGGCAACCGCCGCAUUAGGAAUUCUGCACGACGAUUUCAAUUUGACCUCUUUAGUACUGGAGGAAUUGAAACCGUACACAAAUCAUCACGAGUAUGGUCAUCAUGUCAUCACGUUGUCCGCAUAUUACCAUGUUAUUCAAGGAAACCUUACGGAAGCUAUCCGAAUUUUUACCAAAGCUAUUUUCAGACAUCCUAAUGACAUUAGAUAUUGGAUUCGUCUUGUCAGAGUCUCAUUGUUGAGCACAAAUUUAGACAUUUUCCGCAAAUGUGCUCAGACAGCAUUAGUUUUAAGCAGAAAUACGUCCAUGACUGAUAUUGUAUAUGUCGCUUGUGCAUCCGCGUAUAGCCAUUUCGGUACCAUAAAGGGCCUCAGACAGGCUCAGAAAAAUAUAUUUACAUAUCCCACCAAUGUUGAAAGCUGGGCUAAUUUUACUGCUGCUCUUCUACCUAGAUGUACAGACAAGGAUUCCAAGAUUAAUAAUCAAUGGAUGUUAUCAUUAAUAUCCAUGAUAAGAUCACAAUUUCCAACUUCCGAAUGUAUGUCACAAUGGUUGCUUCGUAACGCACAAGAACUUAAUAGUUUUUAAGUUAACAAAAUCUUGUAACUUAUUUUUAUGAUUUAUUAGAAAAAUAUAUUUUGUAUGCAUUGUAUAU
Molecule: messenger RNA, 4723 nt
Organism: Nylanderia fulva
Lineage: Eukaryota; Metazoa; Arthropoda; Insecta; Hymenoptera; Formicidae
Product: superkiller complex protein 3
Biological process (GO): nuclear-transcribed mRNA catabolic process
Cellular component (GO): Ski complex
Molecular function (GO): protein binding
Source: RefSeq, a predicted model, not a curated record